GUGCGUCGUUGCUGGAAGGAGCAGCUCCCUCGGUUGCCUAGGUCUCUGUGGGCAGCGUUGCAGGGGUGCAGGAGGAGGUGGCUGCUGCGGCUGGCAGAAGAGGCAGGCGUGUGUGCUGCUCCACCAGCUCUGCUCUUCCCAGCCGUUCCCUCCCUGGCAGUGCCAGGCUCUUCACAGCCAGCAUGGCCCUGUUCAUUCACCUCAAGACAGUCUCGGAGCUACGGGGCAAGAGCGACCGGAUCGCAAAAGUGACUUUCCGAGGCCAGUCCUUCUACUCCCGGGUGCUGGAGAACUGUGAAGAUGUGGCUGACUUUGACGAGACGUUCCGGUGGCCGGUAGCCAGCGGCAUCGACAGAAAUGAAAUGCUGGAGAUUCAGAUUUUCAACUAUAGCAAAGUCUUCAGUAACAAGCUCAUUGGGACCUUCCGCAUGGUGCUACAGCAGGUGGUGGAGCAGAGUCAUGUGGAGGUGACGGACACGCUGAUGGAUGACAAUAAUGCAAUCAUCAAGACCAGCUUGAGUGUGGAGGUCCGGUACCAGGCCGUGGAUGGCACAAUGGGCUCCUGGGACGAUGGGGACUUUCUGGGGGAUGAGUCUCUUCAAGAGGAAGAGAAGGACAGCCAGGAGACGGACGGCCUGCUGCCUGGCUCCCGGCCCAGCUCCCGGCCUCCUGGCGAGAAGAGCUUCCGCAGAGCCGGGAGGAGCGUGUUCUCCGCCAUGAAGCUCGGCAAGCACCGACCCCACAAGGAGGAGCCCCAAAGAUCAGACGAACCAGCAGUGCUGGAGAUGGAGGACCUCGACCACCUGGCCAUGCAGCUGGGAGAUGGGCUGGACCCCGACUCCAUGUCUCUCGCCUCUGUAACAGCAGUUACCACCAAUGUCUCCAACAAGCGGUCAAAACCAGACAUUAAGAUGGAGCCGAGUGCGGGGCGACCCAUGGACUACCAGGUCAGUAUCACAGUGAUCGAGGCUCGGCAGCUGGUGGGCUUGAACAUGGACCCCGUGGUGUGCGUGGAGGUGGGCGACGACAAAAAGUACACAUCCAUGAAGGAGUCCACGAACUGCCCCUACUACAAUGAGUAUUUCGUCUUCGACUUCCAUGUCUCUCCCGAUGUCAUGUUUGACAAGAUCAUCAGGAUCUCGGUGAUUCACUCCAAGAACCUGCUACGCAGCGGCACCCUGGUGGGCUCCUUCAAAAUGGACGUGGGGACUGUGUACUCCCAGCCUGAACACCAGUUCCAUCACAAGUGGGCCGUCCUGUCGGACCCCGAUGACAUCUCUGCUGGGCUGAAGGGCUAUGUGAAGUGUGACGUCGCCGUGGUGGGCAAGGGGGACAACAUCAAGACACCCCACAAGGCCAACGAGACGGAUGAGGAGGACAUUGAGGGGAACUUGCUGCUGCCUGAGGGCGUGCCCGCAGAACGGCAGUGGGCCCGGUUCUACGUGAAAAUAUACCGCGCAGAGGGGCUGCCCCGCAUGAACACAAGCCUCAUGGCCAACGUCAAGAAGGCAUUCAUUGGUGAAAACAAGGACCUCGUUGACCCCUACGUGCAGGUCUUCUUCGCUGGUCAGAAGGGCAAGACGUCAGUGCAGAAGAGCAGCUAUGAGCCACUGUGGAACGAGCAAGUGGUCUUCACAGAUCUGUUCCCCCCACUCUGCAAACGCAUAAAGGUGCAGAUCCGAGACUCAGACAAGGUCAACGAUGUGGCCAUCGGCACCCACUUCAUUGACCUGCGCAAGAUUUCCAAUGAUGGAGACAAAGGUUUCCUGCCCACACUGGGCCCGGCCUGGGUGAACAUGUAUGGCUCCACUCGCAACUACACACUGCUGGAUGAACACCAGGACCUGAACGAGGGCCUGGGCGAGGGUGUGUCCUUCCGUGCCCGCCUCAUGCUGGGCCUGGCCGUGGAGAUCCUGGACACCUCCAACCCUGAGCUCACCAGCUCCACGGAGGUGCAGGUGGAGCAGGCCACGCCUAUCUCCGAGAGCUGCACAGGGAAAAUGGAAGAAUUCUUUCUAUUUGGAGCCUUCCUAGAAGCCUCAAUGAUUGAUCGGAAAAAUGGAGACAAACCAAUCACCUUUGAGGUGACCAUAGGCAACUACGGGAAUGAAGUCGAUGGCCUGUCACGGCCCCAGCGGCCCCGGCCCCGGAAAGAGACUGGGGACGAGGAGGAAGUGGACUUGAUCCAGAACUCGAGCGACGACGAGGCGGACAACGGCGGGGACCUGGCUUCUGUCUCCUCCACUCCACCCAUGCGGCCCCAGAUCACAGACAGAAACUAUUUCCACCUGCCCUACCUGGAAUGCAAGCCGUGCAUCUACAUCAAGAGCUGGUGGCCAGACCAGCGUCGCCGCCUGUACAACACCAAUAUCAUGGACCACAUAGCUGACAAGCUGGAAGAAGGACUGAAUGAUGUGCAGGAGAUGAUCAAGACGGAAAAGCCCUUCCCGGAGCGGCGGUUGCGGGGCGUGCUGGAGGAGCUGAGCUGCGGCUGCCACCGCUUCCUGUCCCUCGCUGACAAGGACCAGGGGCAUGCGUCCCGCACCAAGCUCGACCGGGAGCGUCUCAAGUCGUGCAUGCGGGAGCUGGAGAGCAUGGGCCAGCAGGCAAGGACUCUGAGGGCACAGGUGAAGCGACACACGGUGCGGGACAAGCUGCGGCUAUGCCAGAACUUUCUGCAGAAGCUACGCUUCCUGGCAGAUGAGCCCCAGCACAGCAUCCCUGACGUGUUCGUCUGGAUGAUGAGUAACAACAAGCGCAUCGCCUAUGCCAGGGUGCCCUCCCAGGACCUGCUCUUCUCGCUGGUACAGGAGGAGAUGGGCAAGGACUGCGCCAAGGUCAAGACGCUCUUCCUUAAGCUGCCGGGGAAGAGGGGCUUCGGCUCAGCAGGCUGGACGGUGCAAGCCAAAGUGGAGCUUUACCUGUGGCUAGGCCUCAGCAAGCAGCGCAAGGACUUCCUGUGCGGCCUGCCCUGCGGCUUUGAGGAGGUCAGGGCAGCCCAGGGCCUGGGCCUGCACUCCUUCCCGCCUAUCAGCCUGGUCUACACCAAGAAACAGGCCUUCCAGCUCCGAGCCCACAUGUACCAGGCCCGCAGCCUCUUUGCUGCAGACAGCAGUGGACUCUCAGACCCCUUCGCCCGUGUCUUCUUCAUCAACCAGAGUCAGUGCACGGAGGUGCUAAACGAGACCCUGUGCCCGACCUGGGACCAGAUGCUGGUGUUCGACAACCUGGAGCUGUAUGGCGAGGCCCACGAGCUGCGGGACGACCCCCCCAUCAUUGUCAUCGAAAUCUACGACCAGGACACCAUGGGCAAAGCCGACUUCAUGGGCCGUACCUUCGCCAAGCCCCUGGUGAAGAUGGCAGACGAGGCAUACUGCCCACCCCGCUUCCCGCCCCAGCUGGAGUACUACCAGAUCUACCGCGGCAAUGCCACAGCUGGAGACCUACUGGCUGCCUUCGAGCUCCUGCAGAUUGGGCCAGCAGGGAAGGCCGACCUGCCCCCCAUCAAUGGCCCGGUGGACGCUGACCGAGGGCCUAUCAUGCCCGUACCUGUGGGCAUCCGCCCCGUGCUGAGCAAGUACCGGGUGGAGGUGCUGUUCUGGGGCCUGCGGGACCUGAAGCGGGUGAACCUGGCACAAGUGGACCGGCCACGGGUGGACAUCGAGUGUGCAGGGAAGGGGGUGCAAUCGUCCCUGAUCCACAACUACAAGAAGAACCCCAACUUUAGCACCCUAGUCAAGUGGUUUGAGGUGGAUCUCCCCGAGAAUGAGCUUCUGCACCCACCCCUGAACAUCCGCGUGGUGGACUGCAGGGCCUUUGGCCGCUACACCCUGGUGGGCUCACAUGCCGUCAGCUCCCUACGACGCUUCAUCUACCGGCCUCCAGACCGCUCAGCCGCCAGCUGGAACACCACAGCCUGGCUUUUCUGGAGGUGGGGGACUACUGUGCAAUGGGGGACCCCUCCUUCCUGUCACUCCUCAGGGGAGAUUGUGGUGAGCAUGGAGCCAGAGGUACCUGUGAAGAAACUGGAGACCAUGGUGAAACUGGACGCGACCUCUGAUGCUGUUGUCAAGGUGGACGUGGCCGAGGAGGAGAAGGACAAGAAGAAGAAGAAAAAAAAGGGCAACUCAGAAGAGCCAGAGGAGGAGGAGACGGACGAGAGCGUGCUGGACUGGUGGUCCAAGUACUUUGCCUCCAUCGACACCAUGAGGGAGCAACUGCGACAACAAGAGGCCUCAGGAAUUGACAUCGAGGAGAAGGAGGAAGCGGACAAUGUAGAGGGCCCCAAGGGGCCUGUGAAGGGCAAGGAGAAGGCGAGGGCUGCCAAGGAGGAGAAGAAGAAGAAAAUGCAGACCCCCAGCAUCAGCCAGGGGUCCGAGCCCCCCGAGAAGAAAAAACCCAAAAUUGACGAGCUGAAGGUGUAUCCCAAGGAGCUGGAGUCAGAGUUUGACAACUUCGAGGACUGGCUGCACACCUUCAACCUGCUGCGGGGCAAGACCGGGGACGACGAGGACGGCUCCACUGAGGACGAGCGUAUUGUGGGCAGGUUCAAGGGCUCCCUGUGUGUGUACAAGGUACCGCUCCCAGAGGAUGCGUCCCGUGAAGCUGGCUACGACCCCACUUACGGCAUGUUCCAGGGCAUCCCCAGCAAUGACCCCAUCAACGUGCUGGUCCGCGUCUACGUGGUUCGGGCCACAGACCUGCACCCGGCUGACAUCAACGGCAAAGCCGACCCCUACAUCGCUAUCCGGCUCGGCAAGACCGACAUCCGAGACAAGGAGAACUACAUCUCCAAGCAGCUCAACCCUGUCUUUGGGAAGUCCUUCGACAUUGAGGCCUCCUUCCCCAUGGAGUCCAUGCUGACCGUGGCCGUGUACGACUGGGACCUUGUGGGCACUGAUGACCUCAUCGGGGAGACCAAGAUUGACCUGGAGAACCGCUUCUACAGCAAGCACCGGGCCACCUGUGGCAUUGCACACACCUACUCCACACAUGGCUACAACAUCUGGCGGGACCCCCUGAAGCCCAGCCAAAUUCUGAGCCGCCUCUGCAAAGAGGGCAAGGUGGACGGUCCUCACUUUGGGCCCCCCGGAAGGGUGAAGGUGGCCAACCGCGUCUUCACAGGGCCUUCAGAGAUUGAGGACGAGAACGGUCAGAGGAAGCCCACGGAUGAGCACGUGGCGCUGUCUGCCCUGCGGCAUUGGGAGGACAUCCCGCGAGUGGGUUGUCGCCUGGUGCCAGAGCAUGUGGAAACGAGGCCGCUGCUGAACCCCGACAAGCCAGGCAUUGAGCAGGGCCGCCUAGAGCUGUGGGUGGACAUGUUUCCCAUGGACAUGCCAGCCCCUGGGACACCUCUGGACAUCUCUCCCCGGAAGCCCAAGAAGUACGAGCUGCGGGUCAUUGUGUGGAACACAGACGAGGUGGUCCUGGAGGACGACGACUUCUUCACGGGGGAGAAGUCCAGUGACAUCUUUGUGCGAGGGUGGCUGAAGGGCCAGCAGGAGGACAAGCAGGACACGGAUGUGCACUACCACUCACUCACGGGUGAGGGCAACUUCAACUGGCGCUACCUGUUCCCCUUCGACUACCUGGCGGCCGAGGAGAAGAUCGUCAUCUCCAAGAAGGAGUCCAUGUUCUCCUGGGAUGAGACCGAGUACAAGAUCCCCGCGCGGCUCACGCUGCAGAUCUGGGACGCCGACCACUUCUCCGCCGAUGACUUCCUGGGGGCCAUUGAGCUGGACCUGAACCGGUUCCCACGUGGAGCCAAGACAGCCAAGCAGUGUACCAUGGAGAUGGCCACGGGGGAGGUGGACGUGCCCCUGGUAUCCAUCUUCAAGCAGAAGCGUGUCAAGGGCUGGUGGCCCCUCCUCGCCCGCAACGAGAAUGACGAGUUUGAGCUUACGGGCAAGGUGGAGGCCGAGCUGCAUUUAUUGACAGCUGAGGAGGCGGAGAAGAACCCAGUGGGCCUGGCCCGUGGUGAACCUGACCCCCUGGAGAAACCCAACCGGCCUGACACGGCCUUCGUGUGGUUCCUCAACCCGCUCAAGUCCAUUAAGUACCUCAUCUGCACCCGCUACAAGUGGCUCAUCGUCAAGAUCGUGCUGGCACUGCUGGGGUUGCUGAUGCUGGCGCUGUUCCUCUACAGCAUGCCCGGCUACAUGGUCAAGAAGCUGCUGGGGGCCUAAGGGCCCCAUGCCCACUCCCUUUGCCCUUCUUGUGGCCUGAACUUCCCCUUCUGCCCUGGGGAGCCCCCCAUUGAGGAG
Messenger RNA from Ochotona curzoniae (black-lipped pika), 6263 nucleotides. It is a transcript of the gene OTOF, whose product is annotated as otoferlin. Gene Ontology annotation, cellular component: synaptic vesicle membrane; presynaptic active zone membrane. Bases 183 to 6185 code for a protein of 2000 amino acids. Gene Ontology annotation, biological process: plasma membrane organization; synaptic vesicle priming. Gene Ontology annotation, molecular function: calcium ion binding; AP-2 adaptor complex binding. The record is from RefSeq and is a predicted model, not a curated record. The transcript has 46 exons. Lineage: Eukaryota; Metazoa; Chordata; Mammalia; Lagomorpha; Ochotonidae.